CCCCGCACUUGCGUCGUGGGGCCUCGGAACGCUGGAGUUGUGUCUGCCCUCUCCGAGAAUGGUUGGGGGUGGGGAGGAGAGGCCCUGGGAGUUUUGCAGGAAAGGAGGCAGCGCGAGGCGAAGGACCUGUUGGUGUCCCCCGCGCGCUCCCGCCCCCCGGCCGGGCCCAUUGCUAUACAAGGCCUGCUCUCCCCAGCAUCCACCCCCAGCGAGUAUGGUCGCAGGCGCGGAGGGGUGCAUUCCCCCGCCCUGAGCUCAGCGUGCCGGAAUGCGGCCGAUAAAUCAGAGAUAACCCCAGGCCCGGGAUAAAAGGCCGAGGUUGUCGCAGGAUCCGGGAGAGCGUCCGCCGGCCUCUAGGAGGUGAGACGUGACCCGGACCACAGCGCAGCGGCAGCGGCAACGGUCUCUUUCUCUCCGGUGACAUGGACCCCAAGACGGCGCUGCUCCGGGCCCUCCUGCUCCUCCUGUUCUUGCACCUGUCGCCACUAGGAGGUCGCUCCCACCCGCUGGGCGGCCCCGGCCCCGCCUCGGAAGCGUCCGCAAUACAGGAGCUGCUGGACGGUCUGCGGGACACAGUUUCAGAGCUGCAGGAAGCCCAGAUGGCCCUGGGACCCCUCCAGCAGGGCCACAGCCCCGCAGAAUCCUGGGAGGCCCAGGAGGAACCCCCUGCGCGGGUCCUUGCGCCCCGUGACAAUGUCCUCGGGGCCCUGAGACGACUAGGCAGUUCCAAGAUGAUGCGUGAUUCAAGGUGCUUUGGCCGGAGGCUGGACCGGAUUGGCUCCCUCAGUGGCCUGGGCUGCAAUGUGCUGAGAAGGCAUUAAGAGGAAGUGCUGAUGCAGACAUCUGCGUCUGAUUCUUCAUCAACUCCCUGAGCCCCUUUGAAGCAAUUCUUAUUUAUUUAUUUUUAUUUAUUUAUUUAUUGUGAUUGUUUUAUAUAAGAUGAUUCUUAUCUCCGAGCACCCAUUUUCCACGGUGAAAUAAAGUCAACAUUUUAUCUUC
This is a messenger RNA of Herpailurus yagouaroundi (jaguarundi), 999 nucleotides long. RefSeq names its product natriuretic peptide B (gene NPPB). Gene Ontology annotation, molecular function: hormone activity; hormone receptor binding. Lineage: Eukaryota; Metazoa; Chordata; Mammalia; Carnivora; Felidae. The transcript is spliced from 3 exons. The coding region runs from base 423 to 821 and encodes 132 amino acids. Gene Ontology annotation, biological process: receptor guanylyl cyclase signaling pathway; cGMP biosynthetic process; neuropeptide signaling pathway. The record is from RefSeq and is a predicted model, not a curated record. Gene Ontology annotation, cellular component: cytoplasm; extracellular region.